Molecule: messenger RNA, 1599 nt
Organism: Rhea pennata
Lineage: Eukaryota; Metazoa; Chordata; Aves; Rheiformes; Rheidae
Gene: METTL6
Product: methyltransferase 6, tRNA N3-cytidine
Exons: 7
Coding region: 371-1264 (297 amino acids)
Source: RefSeq, a predicted model, not a curated record
CCCCCCUCCUCCGCCCGCUGCGCGCGCCGCCGCCGCCCCGCGCCCUUCCGGGGGCCGAGUGCAGCCGCCAAACCGCGCCGCCCCCCGCAGGGCGCAGUCAUGUUUUAGUGAAAAUAAGCAUAGAGCUGCAUCAUCAUUCUCUGGUUGGGCAGUUUUCUGUGAUGUGUGUGGAAGACCAGCAGAAUUUGUCUGCUAUGUUCCUCAACUUUGAGAUCGGUGUGAUGUUUUACCCAAUGGUUAGCUUCGACAGAGGAUUUCUGAAAAUAAAGAGAGAUCCUUGGUUAUUUACCUAAAUUAGGUGAUGGAAACAUCUGCUAAAAAAACCUCACUGUAGGUCUUUGGUAUUCGUAUCUCUGUGAAAGACUCUAAGAUGUUCCAUGAAAACACAUCAGUUGAUUGCUUAAAUUUAAUAACUACAUCUGCUGAAGAUGAUGCUUUCCAAAAAAAAGGCCAUAGUGCAAGGAUCCUUAGCCCAGAAGAAGCUGAGAGACUGGCAAAAAAUACCAUUUUGGUGACUGAUUUCAAACAGCUAAAGCUAGAGAAAGAGGCACAGAAGAACUGGGAUCUAUUUUACAAAAGAAACAGCACCAACUUCUUCAAAGACAGACAUUGGACAACCAGAGAGUUUCAAGAAUUAAAGGCAUGUCGGGAGUUUGAGGAUCAGAAGCUGACCAUUCUAGAAGCAGGCUGUGGGGUUGGGAACUGCUUGUUUCCACUCCUAGAAGAGGAUCUGAAUAUUUUUGCAUAUGCUUGUGAUUUCUCUCCUAGAGCUGUUGAGUACGUGAAGAAAAAUUCCUUAUACAGUACUGAAAGAUGUAAAGUGUUCCAGUGUGAUCUUACUAAAGAUGAUCUUACAGAAAAUAUACCAGCAGAUUCUGUGGAUGUUGUCACACUUAUAUUUGUGCUCUCUGCCAUUCAUCCUGACAAAAUGCACCUUGUCUUGAAGAAUAUUUACAAGGUAUUAAAACCAGGCAAGUGUGUCUUGUUCAGAGACUAUGGGCUGUAUGACCAUGCAAUGCUAAGGUUUAAAUCUGGCAGCAAGCUUGGAGAAAACUUUUAUGUUAGACAAGAUGGGACAAGAUCAUAUUUUUUUGCUGAAGAGUUCUUAUCUCAGCUCUUUAAGACUGAGGGAUAUGAGCAAGUGGUCAAUGAAUAUGUGCAGCGAGAAACUGUGAAUAGGAAAGAAGGUUUGUGUGUUCCAAGAGUGUUUCUUCAAAGCAAAUUUCGGAAGCCUUUUGCUAAAGCAGACAUUCUUGCUGACUAGCAAUAACACUGCUUGUUUAAAAUGGAAGCUGACAUGUUGUUUUACCCUGGCUGUGCUCUUCUGUAUUUGGUAAACUGGAAAUGGCUGCAUCUAGUACCUCUUAUUGGUUUUCAUCCUCAGAUAUGAAAUAUUUAUGUUAAUUCAAUUUUAAGAUGGUUUCGUGAGGCAGGCAACCUAUUGAGUGUCUAUAUUCCUAUUCUUAAAGUAAAUCUUGGACAGCACUGUUGGAGGAUCAGGUAAGGCAGACUAAAUAUGGUUAAUUUUAAGCACUGUUUUUUAACUUGCUACUGGCAUAAUUAUUGUUUUCAUUUUUAUUAAAAACUAUUUAAAAUAUA